AGUUGGUCGCCCCUAUGACGUAAUUCAGGUCCCUUCAGUGCACCAUGGCGGCCACCGGCACGAAAUCGGUUCUGUUCGUUUGCCUGGGGAACAUUUGCAGGUCCCCCAUUGCUGAAGCUGUGUUUAGGAAGAUGGCAACAGACGCUGGGUUGGUUGAUAAGUGGCUCAUAGACAGUGGCGCCACAUCUGACUGGAAUACAGGCAGCUCACCGGAUUCCCGAGGCCUGGCUUGCCUGAGGAAGUAUGGCAUUGAGACAAGCCAUAGGGCCCGACAGGUACAGAUGGAUGAUCUGUGGCUCCGUUCACCUCAUUAGUGUGUUCUUUGUUCUAAUCUUUUGUUAAUUGUACAUUAUUUGACUAUUAGAGGUCAUUUUGGAUACAUUCUUUACAGGUUCUACACAUCCAGCUUUAAAAAGGGUCUAUAAA
Messenger RNA from Fundulus heteroclitus (mummichog), 426 nucleotides. Its product is annotated as low molecular weight phosphotyrosine protein phosphatase-like. The coding region runs from base 45 to 314 and encodes 89 amino acids. Gene Ontology annotation, molecular function: protein tyrosine phosphatase activity. Gene Ontology annotation, biological process: protein dephosphorylation. The transcript has 3 exons. The record is from RefSeq and is a predicted model, not a curated record. NCBI's taxonomy places the organism in Eukaryota, Metazoa, Chordata, Actinopteri, Cyprinodontiformes, Fundulidae.